CUGCAGAACUCAAUACGACACAACCUGUCCUUGAACAAGUGUUUUCUCAAAGUGCCUCGCUCCAAAGACGACCCUGGAAAAGGGUCGUACUGGGCCAUAGACACCAAUCCUAAAGAAGACACAGUACCCAGCAGGCCGAAGAAGAGACCACGCUCCGGUGAACGGGCAUCAACCCCUUACAGUCUGGAGUCAGAGUCUCUGAGAAUGGACUGUAUCAUGUCUGGAGGGGCAUCCCCAACGCUGGCCAUUAAUGCUGUAACCAACAAGGUAACACUGUACAGCCCUGAGGCUGAAGGCAGUGAGAGUCCUGGGAGUCUUGGUGGCAGUCUGAGCAACAGUCUAUCAGAGCAGAGUUUGGCGUCUGUCAACCUUAACAGCCUGAACAGCGCCGCCAGCAGCAAUGUACACAGCUACACACCAGUCAGCAGCCACUCGGAACCUUCAUCCCAGUCCCUGAGCCUCCAGCAGCCCCCCCAGCCUCCACCACCUCCUCCUCCCCCCCCACAGCCCCAGUACGGCUUGCCAGUCCCGGAGUCACGGGACAAGCAGCUCUGCUUCUCUGACUUUGAGGACCUGAGUUCGUCUUUCCGCAGCCUUUACAAGUGCGUCUUUGAGCAGUCCUUCUCACAACAAGUCAGCAAGCCCGAACCGCCUGCUCCUACCAGCACUCCCCUGGUGCUGGGAGCAGUAGUGGCCAUCACCACCAACACAACCACGGCCAAACGUCACACCACGCCCACCUCCCUCACCUGUCCCCUCACCAGCACCAGGUGCACGGUCAGCACGGCCAGCGCCAGCAGCACUCCACCCAUUCCCACCCAUCUCUCUCCCACCAGAGCCACACCGUGCAGACCUGCCCCACGACAGUUAGACAGCAUCAUAAAUCUAAUCAAGUGGGGCCAUUUGCAAGCGCUGAAACCUGGUGUAGAACAUCAGCACAACUGCAUGUCAACUGACUGGUACCCCAACCUGGACUGGCUGAAAGAGAGCUGCCGCAUUGCCACCAGCUACAACUGGGCUGACGUAGACCUCUCCCCAUUUCAAGGUCUAAAGGAGAGCAUGCGGCAGGCCGAACUCAACAACUGGUCCCUGGACCCCAACCAGAUGGCAGACUUGUGCUCCUCCAUUAACCAGUUCUUCACAGCCACGGGGGUCAUCCCCCCUCAGGGCACUCCCCACCAACAAGCUCAGGUCCAACUCAACGCCGCCCCGUCAGCGCCGCAGCACCCGGCUCAGCCGCACGGAGCUCUGCACCCAAAGCACAGUCUGCACGGCCAACACAACCAACACAUCAACACGGGGAACAUGUACAUGGACUCCAGACAGAACAUUUCUUCUCUAAUGGGUCCACCAGGAUAUCCUCACAUGCCUCCUAUGAGCAACACGCCUCCCAACAUGACAGCUCAUCACAGCCAGCUCAGCCAACAGCACACUCUGCCUCCAGGACACUUUCAGGUGAGGCGCAUGCUGGCUGCUGACGACAUCCAGGACGAUUUCGACUGGGACUCCAUUGUGUAA
This is a messenger RNA of Menidia menidia (Atlantic silverside), 1518 nucleotides long. The record is from the annotation of a GenBank genome assembly. NCBI's taxonomy places the organism in Eukaryota, Metazoa, Chordata, Actinopteri, Atheriniformes, Atherinopsidae.